Messenger RNA from Notothenia coriiceps (black rockcod), 291 nucleotides. RefSeq names its product phosphatidylinositol N-acetylglucosaminyltransferase subunit Q-like. The transcript has 4 exons. Lineage: Eukaryota; Metazoa; Chordata; Actinopteri; Perciformes; Nototheniidae. The coding region runs from base 7 to 291 and encodes 94 amino acids. The record is from RefSeq and is a predicted model, not a curated record. Gene Ontology annotation, cellular component: endoplasmic reticulum; membrane. Gene Ontology annotation, biological process: GPI anchor biosynthetic process.
GCGAACAUGGUGGUGUCGGUGCUGCUGGACGUGGCUCUCGGCAUGCUGCUGAUGUGGUGGCUGUACAAAGACAACCACAUCAGCAUGUUAGCCAACACACUGGUGCCUGCAGCCGACCACGUGGCCAAAGAGCUGGAGGAGCUGCUGCAGUGGCUGAUGGGAGCUCCUGCCGGGCUGAAGAUGAACCGGGCCCUGGACCAGGUGCUAGGCCGCUUCUUCCUCUACCACAUCCACCUCUGGAUCAGUUACAUCCACCUGACUGUCUGUCUGCUUUCGAGGAGCACUUCCUGA